Messenger RNA from Pieris macdunnoughi, 8679 nucleotides. The record is from the annotation of a GenBank genome assembly. Lineage: Eukaryota; Metazoa; Arthropoda; Insecta; Lepidoptera; Pieridae.
AGCCGAGUCCGAAUCAAGUUUAACAAGAAGAAGUUAAGUGUGAAAGAGUUUUCUAAAAGAACGAUUAUUUUAGAAUGGCAAGAGAAGGACCAGUAUUUGAAGCAGCUGUUACAACUGCAGAGCUUCAAUCGUGAGGCAGAUCAAAUAGACGCCUCCAGCGGUGGGCAUGAGGCCUUCUUGGACUACCAGGAGUACGGGUCAUCAGUAGACGAAGCUGAGACGUUAGUGAAACGUCAAGAAGAGGCGGAGUCCCGUUUGGCCGCUCAAGACGAACGAGUGAGUGCGUUCGCGCAACGGGCCACUGCGCUUGCGACCCAGAAGCCGGAACAUUACGCGACUGAACAUAUACUAGCUCGUCGUGCAGCUGUGCUCCAACGUAGGGAGAAAGUUCGUCACGCCCUAGCAGAGAGAAGACGGGCGCUUUUAGCUAACUUGGCCCAUCAACAGUUUGUAGCGUCUACCGAAGAACUGCAAGCGUGGAUACAAGACAAAACACAAACAGCCAAUGAUCAAAGUUAUAGGGAAUUGGCCAAUUUGGAGCGGAAAUUGCAGAAGCACGAAGCGUUUGAAAGAGAAUUGCAAGCCAAUGAAAAGCAACUAAGGAACGUUGAAAGUAUUGGUCAGUCUCUUCAAAAAUCCGACCCGAGUCGUGCUGCAAACAUCUCGGAACGGCUCGACAAGAUGCAAACCAGCUGGGAGCAGCUUGUUGCAGCUUCGAGGGACAAAGGCAGCAAGUUGCGGCAGGCUUCGCAGCAGAGACAGCAUAGACGUGCCGUGGAAGACGCCAAAGCUCGCCUGGCUGAUUUGGAGCGAGAGUUGAAUAGCGAAGAAAUUGGCACAGAUCUGAGAAGCUGCAAGAGAUUGCUGAAUCAACAUCAGGCAUUGGAGCAAGAACUCACGCAAAUGGAGCAAAGGGCACAAGCCCUGUCAGUCCAAGGAGCGGACCUGGUCUCCGGCGGUCACUUUGACAGCGCUGCUAUUCAGAGGGAUUGUGCUGCGUUGCAAAACGCGUGUGCAGCUCUGAGACCUAGAGCUGUCGAGAGGAGGAGGGCCUUGGAGAGUAGUUUGCAGCUACACAAAUUAGCAGCAGAGGUGACAGGCGAAAUAGCAUGGGUCGACGAGAGAAAAGCGGCUGCAUCAUCCACAGCCCUGCCUCAAGAUCUGCACGCUGCUCAAACAGCUCAAAAGAAGCAUGCGAAAUUGCGAGCGGAGUUGCAAGGACGGAAACCGUUGGUGCAACGAGUUCUAGAUAGGGGUGAACAAUUGCCGAAGAAUCCGCAGGCUGACAAGAUCAAUCAACUUUGCAAAGAGCUCGAAAGCGCUUACUCCGAAAUAUCUCAAGCGGCUGAUGAACGCGCGGCUCGACUUGAAACAGCGCUUAAAGCUCAACAGUUCCUGCACGAUGCGCUGGAAGUGGACUCUUGGUUAGCGGACAAAGCUGCUGAGCUGGCCAGCGCUGAUGUUGGAAAUGACAGACAUCGUGCGACGCAAUUGCUGACCAGACACAAGGCGGUAGAAUUAGAGCUGGACACAUAUGCGGCUAUAAUAUCGGAGAUGGGCCACGUGGCGGGAGCCCUGGCUGCAAGUGGAGGGCCGGAGGGCGAAGCACUAGUGGAAAGACAUGAACAACUGUCCGCCAGCCUUGCGAGGCUGCAGCGUAGAGCUGCUUUGAGACAGGCUGCAUUGGUUGAGAGUGUUUGCAGACAUGAGUACUUGGCUGAAAGCGCGGAACUGGAGAGCUGGAUACAGGAGCAAUAUGGAGCUGCCUCCAGCGAAGACUAUGGGCAGGAUUACGAACAUCUAUUGGUUCUUCGUUCGAAAUUCGAGGAAUUGCGACACCGUGUGGAAAGCGGCGCGGAACGGUUUAGCCAAUGCGAGGAACUGGCGAAGAAAUUGCUCGCAUCUAACAGUCCAUAUAUUGGCGACAUCGAGGCAAGACAGGAAGCCCUUGGUGAAUCUUGGCAACGUUUGGUAGAACAAAUCGAGUCCCGCGCCCGUCGUCUUCACGCCGCGGGUGAAAUUCACCGAUUCCACAGAGAUGCGAGCGAAUUAUUAGCUAGAGCUGCCGAUCGCCGCGCCCAGCUGUCCGAACCGGCCCCGCCCAGGGACCUUAGGGCGGCCGAAGCAUUGCUAAGGAACCACACCACUGCGGAAAAUGAUUUGCUGGCCAUCGAUGCGCAGAUGCAGGUGUUACAAGAAGAAGGCUCUCGCCUCCAAAAGCUCUGUCCAGGUGGUAACGAGCAGCAAAUAGCAUUACGUCAGCGAGCGCUGUCAGAGGCCUGGAAUUCCCUUCGAGCUGCUGCAGAUGCUAGAAAGACGGUGCUUCAUCAUCAUCACCAAUUGCAACAGUUGUUGUCUGAGAUCCGUGACGUAAUGUCCUGGUCAAGCGAACUGCGCAGUCAAAUGUCAGCGAGUCUUGGUGCUCGUUCAGCGGCGGCUGCGCAGGCGCAACGAGCGCAUCACGACGCCCUGCGCGCUGAGAUUGACGCGCGAGACGACACUUUCAGGGAUGCGUUGGCCCACGGACAACAACUUGUUGAUGAUGGACACCCAAAUGCACAGGAAAUAGAAGAACGCUGCAACGCGUUGGUAGACGAGCGUGGCAAACUCCACGCGGCGUGGGCAGCUCGUCAGGUCGCCUUGGACCAACUGAUCGAUUGGCAUUGCUUCCUGAGGGACGCUAAGCAGCUCCACGAUCUAUGCACUGCGCAGGAGGCGGCUUUGAGUACUGAAAUAUCACCGACCCUCAGCGUGGAAGAAGUCGAGAAUUUACUGAAAAAACAUGAAGCGUUUGAGAAGCUUCUUGCAACUCAAGAUGAAAAACUGUCAACACUGAACUCCCACGGCGAUAAGUUAUUGCAACAAAACCAUGUCGAGAGCCAACGUAUUGCAGACGAACUGAGAGCUAUCAACGAACGAAGGAAGAAGUUAUACGCCAGUGCAGCAGAGCGUCGCGCACGUUUGUUACGCGCGCGUGCACGUGCUCAGUUCAGUCGUGACGCGAACGAAGCGCGUGGCUGGCUCGCUGAUAAAUUGGCGAUGCUCAACGCCCAACAUGGUGAAGUAACAAGCCUCGAAGACAAGAUGAAGAAGCUCCAGAAACACCAAGCGUUCACAGCUGAAUUGGUGGCAAACCGGGCUCGUCUCCAGGAAGUGGAGGAGUUGGCGAAACAGCUAGGACCUGAGAAGGAAGUGGUCCAAGAGUUGCAGCAGUUGAGGGAAGACUGGCGACGAUUGGAGAAAGCUGCGGAAGAAACUGGGCGUGGAUUGGAGGAAGCGCAGGAUAUUCUGGAAUUCAACCAGCAUUUGGAGAAAAUUGAGGCCUGGAUAAGAGAUAAGGAAAUGAUGGUCCAAGCCAACGAGGUGGGUCGUGAUUACGAACACUGCAGCGCUUUGCUUCGUAAAUUGGACGACCUGGACAGCGACAUGCAAGUUGAUGACAAACACGUCAAAAACGUGUGCGCACUAGCCGAUAAAUUGCUGAAACAGGGUCCUUCUCAACAAGCAGACGUCAUCAAGUCAAGACGGGACGCGUGUCUCUCAAAAUGGCAGGCGUUGAGUGGAGCCCUACAACGGUACAGGGAUAGACUGUCAGCGGCGCUGCAACUGCAUUCGUUCAAUAGGGAUGUAGAAGAUACAGCGGAGAGGAUAGCGAAGAAAGCCGCUUUAUUCAGCAGCAACGAACGUGGACGUGAGCUGCAAGCGGCUUACGAAUUGAAGAGAAGACAUCAAGCGAGAGCUGCUGAGGCUUCCGCUAUUGGUGAUAAGAUUGAAGCACUUAGAGCGCAAGGCACAGCGCUUGCUAAGAGCCAUCCAGACCAGGCAUCAGAGAUAGAAGAAAGUCUAAGCGGCUUGGACGAAGCCUGGGACAGGUUGAAACAACUUGGAGCCAAACGAAGCGCCUUGCUUGAUGAUGCCAUUGCGGAACACAAGUUUGAAGACAGUCUUAAGGAAUUAGAGUUAUGGGUGUCAGAAACUGUAAAGCGCAUGUCUGGUGCUGAACCUGAGAGCGUCUCCCAUGCUGAGGGUUUGCUGGAAAUGCACCACGAGAGAAAGGCUGAAAUCGAUGGACGUCAAAAAGUAAUCAGUUCCCUUCAAAAAGAGGCCGAUCAGGCGAAGGAACCGGAGAAAGUAAAACGUGUAGAGAAGCUGUCAUCGACACUCGAUCAGGCCUGGCUGCAGAGGAAGAAUUACUUGACUCAGGCGCACGAGUUGCAGCUCCUCAACGAGCAAGCGAGGCAGGUGGAAGAUUGGCUCGCUGCUAAAGAAGCCUUCCUGAACAAUGAUGAUCUUGGAGAAAACUUAGAUGCGGUGGAAACAUUAAUCCGGAAGCAUAUAGAAUUCGCAAAACUGCUGGAAUCUCAAAUCGGUCGAGUGGACGAACUGGAGAAGUUCGGUAGCAGUCUUUUGGCGAAGCAGCAUCAGGACUCUCCGUAUAUUGAGACCCGGACCAAGGCUAUUCGGUCAAGAGCUAAUAAACUGAAGGAAUCAUGUGUCAUUCGAGGCAAGAAAUUGGAACAAUCGAAACAACUCCACCAAUUCCUACGGGAUCUGACUCACGAACGGGAAUGGAUUGAACUGAAGAUGCAGAUCGCGAAUGAUCACAAUUAUAGAGAAUUAUCAAACCUUCAGUCAAAGAUGGAGAAACAGUCGGCGUUUGAGUCCGAAUUAGCUGCGAACAAACGACGCAUUGAUGACGUAGCUGCUGCAGGGGAGAAACUUAUUGAAUCAGAGCACUACGCAUCACAAGAGAUUGCAAGACACGUCGAAGACCUGGAAAAUCUGUGGAGAGAGUUACAGCACGCGGCGAAACUCCGAUGUGAUAGAUUGCAAGAGGCGUACCAAGCCAGGGUGUUCCUUCGUGGCCUGGACGACUUCAUCAUUUGGUUGGAUGACGUUGAGACGCAAUUACUCAGUGAGGAUCAUGGCAAAGACCUCUCGUCAGUCUGCGCCCUCCUCAAAAAGCACACCCGCCUGGAGCAAGGCGUGGCUAGUAAGGCGGAAGUGGCGACACAACUUGCGGACACCGCUACGCAUCUAGCUGACACAGGACACUUUAUGUCAGAGGAGAUAUUGGAGAAGACCGAGCAGGCUGUCAAACGCUACCGUCAAUUGCAAGAGCCGAUGCAGAUUCGUCGGGACAACCUUGAAGAUGCUGCGUUACUUCACCGAUGGGAAAGAGAUGCUGAUGAAGAAUUACACUGGUUGAAGGAACGGGAAAGCGCUGUGCGCUCUGAAGAAGCUGGAGCGACUCUACCAGAAGCUCAAGCAUUAUUAAAGAAACACUCGGCGUUGGAGGCUGAAAUUAUUGCGCGCGAGUCUACAAUCAACGCAGUGUGCAGUCGCGCGUCAGCAUUAUCUCGGCGCGGACAUUUUGCGGGUAACGCUCUAGAAACGCGCUCGAGAGACCUUAAAAACGCUUUGAAAACGCUCCUCGAAGCAGCGGCGUUACGUUCCGCCAGUCUCAAGGAUAGGGUGCUGUCUUUACAGUUAUUGUCUGAAAUGUGGGAAACUGAAGCGUGGCUGGUGGAAAGAAAGACUGCUCUGUCGGGAGGAGAUACGGGAAGAGAUGAAGAGUCAGUCCUGGGACUGGUGAGAAGAUUGGAAGCUCAACAGAGAGAGUUGACAGCUUUUCUUCCCUCUGUGACGCGAUUGGAGAAGGCUGCGCAGGAACGCAUGAACGAAGACGAAGUCGUAAAAAAGAAGAUGGAUGAUGUGAAGGAGCUUUGCGAAGAGCUGAAACUCCUCUCCGCGAAACGUCAACAGAGAUUGCAACAGAGCCUCAAAUACUUCAAGUUCGUCCAAGAAUGCGAAGAAGUUCAGGAAUGGAUCAGUGAGCAGAUGACAGUUGCCGCUAGUGAAGAGUACGGUCUGGAUGUAGAACAUGUGGACACCCUGCAGCAGGCCUUCGACAACUUCCUACAGCAGCUCCAUGCUAGUGAGGGUCGCAUAGAGGCUGUAUGCGAAGGUGGUACCGCUCUUCUAGAAGAGAACACGCCGGAAGCAGACAGAGUGAAACAGAAGAUGGAAGAUAUUCGUGGAUUGUGGGAUGAUCUUAAGGAACUGGCUGUUGCCAGACAAGAGGCGUUAGCUGGAGCUCGGCAAGUCCACGAAUUCGACAGAUCUGCGGAGGAAACGUUAGCAUGGGUGGCUGAAAAAGAGGCUACUCUUCAACUCCUGAAGCAAUUGCAUCAGCUGAGGGCUUUAAGGGCUGAUUUGAACGCCAUUAGAGAGAAGCACGCCCACCUCAAGAACGAAGCAGACAGGCUUGGAGCUGCCUUCCCAGACGCAAAGGAACACGUGCAAGCCAAACUGGAGGACGUGACGGAGGCCUUGGAGGCUUUAGAAGAACGAGCGGCCCAUUGCGAACAGCAACUGCAACUCGCCGAUCAGCUGCAGGCCUACUUCGACACCUACCAGGAGCUUAUGGCGUGGACAAAUGAAACAAUGGCUCGGGUGACAGCACCAGAGUUGGGCAGCGACGUGGCGGCAGCAGAACGACUUGUCGCAAGACAUCGAGAUAUCUCACCGGAAAUGGACGCUAAAGAUGACGCUUUCCACACCUUUUAUGCUGAUGGUGAAAAACUUGUCAGCGAUGGCCACUUCCUAUCGUCAGAAGUGGAAGGUCGCAUGUCUGCUUUACGGGCGCGACGUUCCGCGCUGAGUGCCGCUUGGCAAGCAAGAGCAACGAUUUACGAACAGCACCUAGAUGCUCUCAUCUUCCUGAGGGAUGCUGAGGCACUGGAUCAAUGGAUAAGUGCCAGAGUGCCGCUAGUAAGAGACGGAAAGUACGGAGACAGCGUGGCGCAGACGGAAGAAUUGAUUAACAGGCACAGAGAUCUAGAAGAGACCAUAGACGCGCAGAAAGAGAAGUUCAACGCACUUAAGAGAAUUACACUGAUCGAAAGUGCGUUCAAAGAGCAGAAGCAAGAGGAAGAACAAGCUCGCAAACGCCAAGCAGAAUAUCAAGAGGCGGAGAGAUUGAGAUUAGUGAAGAGGAGGGAGAUGGAGAGAAUCGCGGAGGAGAGAAGGAGAGAGAGUGGCAGUCAGCAGAGUAGGCAGGAUGUGCAGAUGGAACGUCAACUCAGCAAUCAGGACAGCGUGGUGUCUUCUGAAGAAACCUUUUCACCGGCACCGCAGUUCGACAGACUGCCAAAGAGCGAUACUUUGGUUAAGAGGGCAGAGAGUAUGAGUGUGGCAACUAAGACUCCAAAGCGAACUCCCUCGUUCACAACACGUAGACGAACACAAAGCUUUAGAAGACACAGACAGCCGGACGAACUACCGCCAGUCGAGAUUGAAGGCUACUUAGAACGAAAGCAAGAGGCGGGAGUGGGCGGUAAACGAGCGACUGUGCGCUCGUGGCGUUCGUACUACGGUGUGUUGUGCGGACAGUUGCUCUGCUUCUUCAGAGACCAAACUGACUUCGCCAGCAGUAAGGCGGCGGCGCCACCUGUAGCUAUACUUAACGCACGUUGUGAACCAGCCAGCGACUACACCAAACGGGCCCAUGUGUUCCGCCUCUCGUGUACCGAUGGAGCCGAAUACCUCUUCGCCUGCGCUCGUCACGAGCUGAUGAUGGAGUGGGUCGCGAAGAUCUCCUUCCACGCCGCGUUACCGCCACAGCUUCAGCUCACACCAUAUGAAGCUUCAUCGCCAGCUGACGAUGUCAGGAAACGUUUGAGAAACGCUUCAACGUCAUCGUCAGCGACUUCUUCGCCGGACACACAACGCAAGGUGCGAACUCAAAGUGAGAUUUUGAAGGAACACCGCGCCGCGAACACGCCAGAGAGAAUCAUAGAGUCGUCGGUGUUGCCAUCUUUGCCCCCGAGACAACCUCCACAGGAGGAUGAGAUCAUACUUAGAAAUUCUGAACACGUAAGCGGUUCCUGGGGACGAACGCGUUUUUCAAAUGGCCGCGAUAUUAAUGCUGAAUUCCUACGAACGCAGAGAGAAGCUGCCUCGGGACAAAUAGUUACAGAGCGACCGCCAGCGAUACCUGAACGGGCACCGGUCAUCCCCGAAAGGGGACCAAAUGUGCCAGACAGAUCACAAACUAAACAGAGACCAGAAAGAGUGUCAGUCGUAUCUGACAGGGCAUCGGUCAUGUCCGACAGAGGGUCGGUGAUGUCUGACAGGGGAUCUGUCAUGUCUGACAGGACGUCUGUCAGAUCGGACAGAGUCUCGAGUGACAGAGAAUUCGAUAAAAACUCGAACGAAAGGAACUCCGCGUCGGCACGCAGUUCUAGCGAGAGAUUUGACAAAAACUCAAAUGACAGACACGAGAACUAUAGAUACACAGAGAGAUCGGAAGGUUCGACCGUCUCUCAAGGGGAUAAAUCUGUUACGGCCAUGGUUAACAGCUACCAGCAAAAGGUUAAUAAGAACUGGCAAGAGAAAGAGAAGAAUCCCAGCUGGAAUAAUAAUUGGCAGGGUGUCGAAACGACCUCGCACUUCUAUUCGGCGAGUGAGCUGGCGUACGGUGGUAAUAGCGGAAGUAACACUCGCCCUGCGUCAGUCGCCGGAAGUGGAGGCUCUCCAGCUUUAGAUCAGAGACCAGCGUCUAGAUCAUCAGGAGAAUCAGAAUUGUCUGUCGGUGGAACAAAAGAGAAGAAAGACAAGAAAGGCGUCUUCGGUGGUCUGUUCAGUAGAAAGAAGAGACCACAGAGUCAUAUGUAG